CUGUGGCGUAGACCUCUGGCCUUUUGCCUUUGUCCUAGUCUCGAAGAAGAAACCUCACCUCAUUUCCAGGAAUUUCUGAAACACUUACACAGAAUUCUACAUAUAAUUAUUGUUGAAAUAAUUCUGCAUAUAAAGUGUUACAGGACCGGUUUGUACUGAAGCAAAAGCAAGAACACUCCUCUAACAAGCAAUCAUGGGUGCUUGUGCCUCCUCUUCUCGCAGUCGAUCGGUCCAAGAGAAGAACCACAAAUCCGCAAAGGUUGCGGCCGUGCCAUCUUCUCCAGCGACAGAGACCGGCUUGCAACACCAGGCUACUAAUGGAAAGCGCAGCCCCCCUGCUGCUGCCUCACCUGAGAUGGACGAGAAGAGCAGCUUCAAAUGGAGGAUCGAUGGCUUCUCCUCACUUCUUGCCAAGGAAAAAGGAUGGACCAACUCCGGAUAUUUUGAGAUCAAGGAGCUUAAAUGGUACCUGCAGUUGAAUCUGAAGGACAGAAAGAGUGGUGAUGAAAGAGAAUACGUUUCCCUUGUCCUUGUGCUGUCAAAAACUUCUGAUCUGAAAUCCGACAUCAUCAUCGAAGCAUCGUUCAAGCUCUUGAUAUACGAUCAAGCAUACGGAAAGCACAGCGAACAUGAAUUUAGCCACCAUUUCCAGACUGAAAGCAAUGGCUCCGGGGUCGCAUGCAUGAUCCCCGUCGAGACACUGAAGAAACCCUCCUCGGGCUUCAUCGUCGGCGACAGCUGCGUCUUCGGUGUGGAGCUCAUCAAGCUCACCACUGCUAAAGCCAACCAAAGUUCAGAAACGCUGUUUGUUCAGAAGACAAACGGCUUCAGCGCCCGGGAAGUGUACACCUGGGACAUUGACGACUUCUUGGCUCUGAACAAACGAUGCUACUCACCAGAGUUUGAGAUCGGUGGACACAAAUGGUACUUCAGCAUGUACCCCUCUGGCGCCGACAACGGUGGGGAAUUCCUCUCCCUCUACCUUCAUAUGGCCAAGCCGGACAGUUCCCUCCAAAGCUCAGGAGUGCUGGUAGAAUUCAGCCUGUCCGUCAAAGACCAGGUCACCAGCAAACGCAAUACAAUGGCAGGACGGUGCCAGUUUCGAGCAGCAAAGGAGGAUGGAGAGGGCUGGGGAUGGGCAGAGUUCAUGUCGCUGAAGCUGUUAAAGGACGGGUUCCUUGUGAAGGGCAGGUGCUGCAUCGAGGCAGAUGUUGCCAUAGUUGGCUCGUCCAAUAUGGAGUAGAGAGCCUACGACUCUUCUUCUGUGUUUGUGUGUGUCGCCUGUCGCGUCCAAAUUGCAACAGUGUAGAUGUGGCUUUGUUUGUUUGAUGCUGUCUGUCUGUCUGAACUCUGAAUUUUUUUUUUUUUUGAAAGAAGGACAAAGUCCCUUGCUCAUGCCGGGAUCCAACCCGGGUCACGAGCGUGGUGCCGUUGCGCCUUGACCAUGAUCUCGCAUCGGGUCCAUGAAUGUGCUGAAACCAAAACCCAAAAAUAAUAGAUGAUGGAUGCCUCUCCCCCUCC
Messenger RNA from Phragmites australis (common reed), 1521 nucleotides. RefSeq lists its product as uncharacterized. Bases 194 to 1243 code for a protein of 349 amino acids. The transcript is spliced from 6 exons. Lineage: Eukaryota; Viridiplantae; Streptophyta; Magnoliopsida; Poales; Poaceae. The record is from RefSeq and is a predicted model, not a curated record. Gene Ontology annotation, molecular function: protein binding.